Messenger RNA from Tyto alba (common barn owl), 1311 nucleotides. RefSeq names its product Josephin domain containing 2 (gene JOSD2). Gene Ontology annotation, molecular function: cysteine-type deubiquitinase activity. The coding region runs from base 52 to 696 and encodes 214 amino acids. The transcript has 5 exons. Lineage: Eukaryota; Metazoa; Chordata; Aves; Strigiformes; Tytonidae. The record is from RefSeq and is a predicted model, not a curated record. Gene Ontology annotation, biological process: protein deubiquitination.
CGCCGGGAGCCGUAGUUCCGAGCCCCGGUGGGGGGGGUUGGGGGGGGCGGGAUGCGGCCUCCGGCGGCCUCGGAGGAUUCUCGGGGCAGCCGGGGUCCCCCGGACCCCAGGGCCAUGUCGGGGUCCCCCCUCCCCUCGGCGGCGGAAGGGGGGGGCCCGCCGGGGGGGCUCUACCACGAGCGGCAGCGCCUGGAGCUCUGCGCCCUCCACGCGCUCAACAACGUCCUGCAGCGACCCUGCUUCACCCAGGAGGCCGCCGACGAGAUCUGCAAGAGGUUGGCCCCCGACGCCCGCCUCAACCCCCACCGCAGCCUUUUGGGCACCGGCAACUACGACGUGAACGUCAUCAUGGCCGCGCUGCAGAGCCUGGGGCUGGCGGCCGUUUGGUGGGACAAACGCCGGUCGCUGGAGCGCUUGGUGCUGGGCCAGAUCUUGGGGUUCAUCCUCAACGUCCCCUCUCACGUCUCGCUGGGCUUCGUGGCGUUGCCGCUGCGCCGCAAGCACUGGUUGGCCGUCCGGCAGCUCCGCGGCACCUACUACAACCUCGACUCCAAACUCCGGGCGCCCGUCCCCAUCGGCGGUGAGGCCGAGCUCAGGGCUUUCCUGCGGGAUUUUCUCUCCCAAGGGCUCUGCGAGGUUUUCCUUGUCGUGCCGCGCGCCGUGGAGGAAGCCGGCGCCUGGCUGAGCCCCGAGUGACUCGGCACACGCCAUCAGGGUGGCCGUGACAAGGUGACGCCAGCGUGGGCCGCUGCCCUCCCUCUGCUUUGGGAUGAAACCGCAACGCUUUGGGUCUUUAUCCAGGCGCUGCUCAUCUGGAGCGGGGAGGGUUUGUUAUGCUACAAACCCAGAUGGUUUGGGGGAGCUGCGGGGACCCCGGAGCGUGUGCCCGCUGUCACCGCGUCGCCGCGGUGCUUCAAUUCCCUGAUUUCGCCCCGAUUUCGCCUCCUUCCGUCACCGGGAUUCCUCUGCGGGCGUGCGAGGGGGUCGCGGGUGUCGUAGCCGACGUCGCACCGCUCGGUUAAACGCGUGUCCUGGCCCGGUUUACGCGUGUCUCCCGUGUCGCUUGUGCACGUUCACGCAGCGGCGUCGCGCACCCGGCGUUCCGCUUGUGCAUGUCACCCACCCGCCGUGCCGGACACGCGUGUCGCACACCGGUUGGUGCGUGUCGCUCGUCGCUUGCACGCCUUUCCCGGCUCCUGCAGAGGGGUCACGUCUCCGGCGCCGCGGUUCUUCCCAGCCAACCUUCCCGGCACGGGCGUUUUGCGGUGGUGCUGCCCAGAAAGGUGAUUAAAAAACUGCCGGUUUACAGCU